CCUCAUGCUGGUCGCAGCGAUACAGCGUAAUUAGAGUAGCAGCUGCUACUUGCCCCCUGCCGGCCAACCAGACGAAUGAAAUAAAAUGGAAUAAAGUUCGUGAACAGCUAAAAAUAGUGGUAUUUUAUAGAAAACUGCUGCUCCCAUCUCCUACCCCCCGAAGGGCCUUUCAUAUCUCAAGUCGGGCCGAAGAUCAAGGCAUCGAAUUGCCUCACAGUGAGUUGAUUAAUUAGCGUUUGGAUUAAUGCGCUUCUUCAAAAAACGCGCGGAAAGUGAAAUACCGGCAAGGUCAUGCCAGCGCAGUGUAAACAGUGAAAUAUAUUUAUAAUCAAUCAGUAGAACUAUAAAAUUACAAAGGUCAAGUGUUUCACAAUUUGUUUUACACCACAUCAAUUAAUCAAAGUGCACCAAAUCAGGUAAUAAAUAAUCCAGUAGUGGUGUUUUUAUGGAGUAGAAUUAAACUAGUAAUAUCCAACCGUAGUGAAUAUUAAGUAUCGUAGUGGUAUUUACGUGUAGAAUACACUAGCGUUUAUGUGUGAUAUUUAAUCCAAAUAAUUCAUAUCAGUAGUCAACAGUUCUGGUAAAGUUUUUCACGCAAUUCAGCAUCGAGAAUAGCACCUAGCGGAGAAUAUUAGUGAUUGGAUUAAUAAUUUAUUCGACCAAAAACCACCACGUCAAGAAAGAAAAUUAUGACGUAGUUUAGGUGGAAAAUCAGCACCAUAUCCCAGCACCCGCCUACGAUAGUUUCCAGAAAUUUUCUACUAUAUACAACGCUAUAAUUAUAUUACAUAAGAUAAAAGCUGAACAAUCAAAUCGUGUGGACUCAUCACGUCAAUCAACACCGGAGGUGAGGAGGAACUUUGCUCAGCGAGCUGACGGCGGUAGCUCCGGAAAUGUCCGUACAAAGCGAGAACGAUCCGCCGAGCAACUCAGGCUAUGGUAGCUCCGAUGAGACUGCUUCCCUACUGAUGAUGUCCGCGAAUAGUAAUAACAACAAUAGCAGCAGCACAACGACAACGACGGGAUCAAGUAUCAUAUCAACCAUUAGUAAGUCUAGGAUGGCAUCGCACAGCUCUUUUAACGGACCAACAAAUCAACAAUCGACGACAAGCACCGGCAGUGCCAGUGCUGCCAGCCAGCCAAUGUCAAUAAUUCACCCUGGCAAUACGAACAAUAGCAGUUCCGCCAGCAGCGGACAUAAUAACAGUAGUGCUAACAAGCCAAUUUUAAUACGACAAGACAGAACGUCAACAUAUCUAGCAAGCCCCCAAUUAUCGGCAACCGGAUUGGGCGGGUCAGAGGAGAGCGGUCAGGGGGAUGAUGAUCAACAUAAUGCGCGCUCUGUGCCCGAUAUAGAAAUGCACUGUCGACUCGAUGCACCGGCAAUAGCCGUUUCGAACUCGUGCCACGGUGAUGGUGGACGGGGGACGACGGCAACAGGUGGUGGCGUCGGAGCUACCGCUGCUGUUGGAUAUCAACUAGUGCCCUACAACAGAUGCCGUGCCUGUCGUAACUGUGAUAGACGUGCCUCCACCACGCCGGUGUCUUCGCUACAACUAACCCGCUCAGUUUCGAAGGAAAGCGUCCGAAGCGCGCUCCACAGUCGACUUACGGUUCAACACUCGACUAUCCCGCCGGUGCUGAUUACUUCCUCGCCAACGUCGGGCUCCCGAAUCAUUCGCCAAAGUUCCCAACCCGAAGCCAGUUCGCAUAUCUGCUGCGGGAGCCAGUGUGCGCAUGUCUGUGCCCAACCUAGCUCCUCGCUGCGGCAGUUACGCGAACCAGGCGACGGAAUCGCCGGCAUAGCGGCGGACUCGUUACGGAUCAACGGUGGCAUGCGGCAGUUCAAACAGCUCCGAAAGCCUGUGUCCACGCUGUCGAUUCCUGGAUCGAUGAAAACGCCGUGCGCCGGAAAUCGAGAAUCAGUAUCGGCUGCAUGCACAGAAGAAGCCGGUAUCGCGCUCGUGGGCGUACACUCAGAGUAUCCCAGGUACAUGGAGGAGCGAGGCCUGGGUGGCGGCGUCUGUAAAGGUCCCGGCACGGUGCAAGGCGGUCCAGGUCAAAAGCACAAACCGAAUGUAGGAUACCGACUCGGGCGGCGGAAAGCGCUGUUCGAGAAGCGUAAACGAAUCAGUGAUUACGCCCUCGUCAUGGGUAUGUUCGGCAUAAUUGUGAUGGUGAUAGAAAAUGAGUUAAGUAGCGCUGGUGUAUAUACUAAGGCAUCUUUUUAUUCAACUGCUUUAAAAACGUUAAUAUCCGUAUCGACUGUGAUUUUACUCGGGCUCAUUGUAGCCUACCACGCCUUGGAAGUUCAGCUUUUUAUGAUAGAUAAUUGUGCGGAUGACUGGCGAAUAGCGAUGACCUGGCAGCGAAUGAGCCAAAUAGCUUUAGAAUUACUCAUCUGUGCGGUGCAUCCCAUUCCAGGUCAAUAUUAUUUUCUAUGGACAACUAAGCUAGCAAAUAAGAAUAAAGCCAUGGGAGCGGAACUCGUCCCAUACGACGUCGCGUUAUCUUUGCCAAUGUUCCUUCGUUUGUACCUGAUAUGCCGUGUGAUGCUGUUACAUUCGAAACUAUUUACCGAUGCCUCAUCACGUAGUAUAGGCGCACUGAAUCGUAUCAAUUUUAACACGCGAUUUGUGCUGAAAACACUAAUGACAAUAUGCCCGGGAACGGUCCUACUAGUAUUCAUGGUUUCAUUAUGGAUAAUAGCAUCGUGGACGCUUCGACAGUGCGAGAGGUUUCAUGAUGAAGAACAUGCCAAUCUAUUGAACGCCAUGUGGUUAAUCGCAAUAACCUUUCUAAGCGUUGGCUUUGGCGAUAUCGUGCCGAACACGUACUGCGGUCGGGGCAUCGCAGUCAGUACGGGUAUUAUGGGAGCUGGCUGUACAGCCCUACUGGUGGCAGUCGUAUCGAGAAAACUAGAGUUGACGCGGGCGGAAAAGCAUGUGCACAACUUCAUGAUGGACACCCAGCUGACGAAGAGGCUAAAAAAUGCGGCAGCUAACGUGCUGCGGGAAACCUGGCUGAUAUACAAGCACACGCGCCUAGUGAAGCGUGUUAAUCCCGGUCGAGUGCGGACGCAUCAGCGGAAGUUCCUGUUGGCAAUCUAUGCGCUACGCAAAGUGAAAAUGGACCAACGAAAAUUAAUGGAUAAUGCCAAUACUAUAACAGACAUGGCCAAGACUCAAAAUACUGUAUAUGAAAUAGUAUCUGACAUGUCAACUCGCCAGGAUACACUGGAAGAACGAAUUAACAGCUUAGAAGAUAAGUUACAGGCUAUUCAGACACAAAUCGAAAAUCUUCCGGAAGUGUUGACACGCUGCCUCACCCAGCAUCAGGAACGCAUGGAUCAGCGAAGAAACUUUCUUCAUCCGGAUGCUGCGGUAACCGGUUCAUCGUCCGGCUUGCCGACGCCGGCACCGCCGCUAGGUUCCCCAAUGAUGCUACCGCACUCCAGGAGUGUACCGUCGUCGUCGACACCGGCCUAUCCCUGGCCAGCAAGUCCCAUUCUCCCACCAAUCUCUAGUAGAACGCCACACCUGGUCCCGGAAACGCUCAUUCCUGCACCAGCGACGACGGCUUCAUCGACCCUGUUGCAUUCCAUCGCCAACCAGUCGUCUGCGAUCGCGGACAUGCAAACGGCCACGCACAAGUCAACUAGCUGAAUCGAACCCAGUAGUUUGAACUCUAUCUCCCUAAUUUCAUUUUCCAAUAACUCCAAUUCCAACAUCUCCAACGCCAUCAACACCCCCACAUCGACGUCUAGUAGUAGCAAAUUCACCAAACAGCGGGAACGAGCGACGCGUUUCUAGCUCCCAGCGAACAAGACGAUGCCGCAUCGCGCCACAAAUUAAGACAAAAUUGGCCUGACCAAUUCCACUAGACGAAAAUACUACACUGACCGAACAGCGUCUACCUAAGUGAUGCUCCACUGGCAAGCAAAUGUCUGGUGGAGCCACGGCGACUAUGAAGAGAACGUGCAUCAACGCUGCGUGCUAUUAGCUGUGUACAGAUCUACGAUAUAAAAAAAACAACUACACGAAUAUUAUAAUGAGAAUGUUAGCGAAAAAGCGAUAAUGAUGAUGAUUAGUAAGCGUGAAUAGAAUGGAUGGUUGAGAGAAGGAAUUGUUAAAAAGACUAUUUAGCGAUUAGUGAGUAUAAUUUAAAUUUAUCGAUAAGGGAAAUCCGAUAGUCUAGUCGUCACACCAUGAAAAGGGGUAAACACCAGCCUAAAACAUAUAACAGACAUAGAGGUAAGCAUCCAAUACCUGACAGUGAAGAGGGUAUCAAAAAAAAUAGAAACUCUAUCGUUGUAGUGUAGCGUAAUUGAAAUUAUUCUGUUCAAAGUAAAGUAGGGAAAGAAAAACUUGUUCAAAUAAGCUUUAGAAGUACACGUAGUAGUUUAGUUUCAAAUUAUUAUCCGUUGAUUUGAUAGUAACGAAUUUUCAUUAUAAACCCUGUAUUUAUUAGAGUUAAUUGCAGUAUGCAGAGCGCACUUAUUUUUAUAUGAAAUGAACCAGUGUGUAACGAGAAAAAAGUCGACAAAAGACAUAGUACUAUGAAACUCCGAACCAUACAAAAAAAGAACAAGUAGAAGCUAAUUAUCGUAAAACACUGCUUCAAAAUGGAUUAAACGAUAAUUGGCACGAGAGCUGAUACUAUUCUCCAUCACUACUUUUCCGAAUUCGAAUUAUUAGUUGGCGUUGAAAAGAAUCACGUAAUCCUGUAUUAGCUUCAAAGUUCAAGCAUCACAUGUUCAAUUAUUCUGUGGCGACUUAUUACUCACAACACAUAUACUACUCAUUGCUUCACUGCUUGAAUUCAAUCAGUCCGAUUCGCCGUUAAGCGCAAGCAUUUCCUGGCGAAAGCUAAUUAACAAGAAAAAAAAAGUUCUGCAAUUCCAAUUUUUUGUUCUUACAGCAAGCCCCGGAUUAAUCCUAUCACAGACGGAGAGGAGACUUUGGUUUAAAGCUCAAUGUUGAAAAUUGCUUCUAACUACUAGGGACGUACAGUCUUUUUAUGAAUCAUUUG
This is a messenger RNA of Sabethes cyaneus, 5031 nucleotides long. RefSeq names its product small conductance calcium-activated potassium channel protein (gene SK). Gene Ontology annotation, molecular function: small conductance calcium-activated potassium channel activity; calmodulin binding. The record is from RefSeq and is a predicted model, not a curated record. Gene Ontology annotation, biological process: potassium ion transmembrane transport. NCBI's taxonomy places the organism in Eukaryota, Metazoa, Arthropoda, Insecta, Diptera, Culicidae. The transcript is spliced from 14 exons. Bases 894 to 3665 code for a protein of 923 amino acids. Gene Ontology annotation, cellular component: neuron projection; plasma membrane; neuronal cell body.